UGAAAUCCUCUAACAAUAUGGCCUACCCUUUGGGGAAUGACUGCCUUUCUUAAAUCUAUAAUUUUUGUUUCUUUUUCACUCCAUUUAUCAAAAAAUUGAGCUGGGAAAAGUGUUAAAAUAACAUGAUUUGGACACAGCAGAAUCAAUACUGCUAAAGGAUCUAAAGGUCAAAAUGGUCAAGUAAUUUAUAACCAAAGUACCAAAAAUAUAACAUAAUUAAUUAAAAAAUAAUUAUAAAGAUUGAAUAACCGUUGGUAGUUUUAGUCCCGCCAUUUCAGUCGUAGCUUACAUGGAGGAAAAAAAAAAUCAUGAGUUCUGACUGAGUCUUGGCUUAAUUCAAGAUUAUCAUCCCAAAUGUCUCUUUUUCUCUUCUAUUUCCCCCUUUUUUCUCCCUUUUUUCCAAAUCUUGAAAUCAAAAUGACACUAUUGGAAUUUGGAAAAAAUCAUUGAAGAUGGUCUCCAAAACCAUUAUCUUUUACAUAAUCUUGUUUUCAGUCAAUAUUAAGGGACAAGACUAUGAUAGAAAUUCACCACCUGCACCUCCUCCCGCAGAAAAUGACUGCAAUGGUAUCUUCUUAUCCUAUGUGUUCAUCUCUAGAACCAAAGAGCUUCCCCACGUAAAGAAUGCAACUGCACAAGCCUGGGCCUUUAAGGCUACGGCGACAGUACUUAAUGCAGGUAUAUAUGAGCUCAAGAACUGGAAAAUGUUCAUCGGAUUUCAAAAUCGCGAGCUUUUAGUCUCAGCUACUAAUGCUGUUUUAGUAAGCGGUGAUGAUUUCCCAGCUCCUGUUGGAAAUGGAACUUACCUAGCUGGUUAUCCUCAGACAGAUUUGAAAACGUCGAUUGAUACUGCUGGUGAUUUUACACAAAUUCAAGCUGAGAUUGAGUUAACAGGUACACAGUUUGGAAUCAGGUCACCAGGUUAUCCCAUGCCUAAAACUAUUAAACUUGUCAAUGAUGGAUACAAAUGUCCAUCAGCAAUUCGCAAAUCAACAACUAUGCAUGUCUGCUGCGUGAAAGAUCCAAAAAUUAAGGUUAAAAAUUUCACAACCAAGUAUUUCCCACGCCAAAAUGGUGAUCUUUUGAUCUCUUAUGAUAUUCUGCAAGCCUAUCCUAGUAACUAUCAAGCACAAGUGACCAUACAAAAUGUCAAUCCUUUGGGACGCCUUGAUCAAUGGAAUUUAACUUGGGAAUGGAUGAGAGGGGAGUUCAUAUACUCGAUGAGGGGUGCAUAUACUCGCAGGAAAGACUAUUCGGAUUGCGUCUAUGGUGCUGCAGCACAGUACUAUCAAGACUUAGAUUUUUCUAAAGUCAUGAACUGUGAAAAGAAGCCUAUCAUAGCUGAUUUGCCUCCAGAUAGAGCUCAAGAUAAAGAUGUAGGCAUGUUGCCAUUCUGCUGCAGAAAUGGUAGCAUCAUGCCAAGUAUAAUGAAUGAAACCAAUUCAAAGUCUGUGUUUCAGUUACAGGUGUAUAAGCUUCCACCAGAUUUGAACCGAACAGCUCUUUACCCUCCAGAAAGAUGGAAAAUAGUCGGUAUUCUUAAUCCGGAGUAUAAAUGUGGACAGGCAUUAAGAGUAGACGAAACACAAUUCUCUGAUCCAACUGGACUUCAAGCUACUGUCACAGCUAUUGCAAGUUGGCAAAUAGUCUGCAAUAUCACAAAGCCUAAACAUAGAGCGAACCGGUGCUGUGUUUCAUACAGUGCCUAUUAUAAUGAAUCUGCAAUCCCCUGCAACACUUGUGCAUGUGGUUGUGACAGUUCUGCUAAAUGUAGUCAAAAUGCACCAGGAUUGUUUGUUCCCCCAGAAACACUUCUUGUUCCAUUCGCAAACAGAAGAAAUAAAACCCUGUAUUGGGCUAAACUAAAGCACUAUCACGUCCCUAAGCAGUUACCUUGUGGCGACAACUGUGGGGUUAGCAUAAAUUGGCAUAUCGAUUCAAACUACAAAACAGGAUGGACUGCUAGGAUUACUCUAUUCAACUGGGGUGAAAUUAAUUUUGUGGACUGGUUCGUUGGAAUCCAGUUCAAGAAAACCGGUUCUGGCUUUGCACAAGCUUUUUCUUUCAAUGGAACUUUACUUCGAAACAUGAAUGAUACAGUUUUCUUGGAAGGACUACCUGGCUUAAAUUACUUGUUAGCAGAAGCAGAUGGAAAAAAACCUGGACAGCCUAGAGUACCCGGAAAGCAACAAUCUGUCCUCAGAUUUAAUAAGAAGUUAAAAGGUAUUGAUAUAUUAACUGGAGAUGGGUUUCCAACAAGGUUGCUAUUCAAUGGGGAAGAAUGUGCACUUCCCACUCGUCUUUUAGCAGCAGAUGGAAGAAAAUGGCGUGCAAACUCUUGGGUUAUCACCGUCAUAACAUUGAUAACCUUCUUGCUGAUGCUAAAAGACCUGCAAUGAUUGAAAGCUGAGCAUGUUUUUGGCUGUACAUUUCAAGUAUAUGGUAAGAGAUUGUCAAAUGAAACACACUGCCUGGGAAAGUUUCCGUUCUAACCUCACAAUAGUGUAGAAUCAUAUCCAAAUAUGAUAAAUGGAUUGAUAUUAUCAGUAUUAAGAGCACCAGAAUCACAUUUUGCAGAAUGCUUCUUGUGGCUGCGCGCUGCAAAUAAAUGCACAGUGAGGCUCAUAAAGCACCGAAAGACUGGCAAAAGGAAAAAAGAAGAAAGAAAGAGUUGUUUAAUCCAAAACAUGGUCUUACUUGUACAAAAUUUAGAGGAUCAUAAGCAGGCAUGGCACCAUUGGUACCCUUAAAAGAGAAAGUAUGCAGUUUGUAAGCUAAGCUCCAUUUAUCAAGUGCCUUUUUCCGGAUUGUGCGAACAAUACAUUCUAUUUCAUGGCAAAUGGAAACUCCGUAAUUAUGAUUACAAUUUUUUGUGUUAUUGAUCACGCAUCCUUUCUUCUGUACUUUGGAUAGACACAAUGGCCAGGAAAAACUUACCGGCACCUAUUAUUUGCAGCGGACAUGUAUCUUGAAUAUAACCUUCUUCUAUCA
This is a messenger RNA of Capsicum annuum, 2991 nucleotides long. Its product is annotated as COBRA-like protein 10. Lineage: Eukaryota; Viridiplantae; Streptophyta; Magnoliopsida; Solanales; Solanaceae. The record is from RefSeq and is a predicted model, not a curated record. Gene Ontology annotation, cellular component: membrane. The transcript has 2 exons. Gene Ontology annotation, biological process: cellulose microfibril organization. Bases 453 to 2399 code for a protein of 648 amino acids.